GACGACCGCUGGAUUGAAAAUUGGAAAGUACAUACCGUAUGUGGCGAAGUUUCGGAUAUACUACUAAGCGCCCCCCCCCUCCCCCCUAAUCAUGAACUCAGCCCAGUGAUGCUUACCUCUCUACAACAACAGCACCAACCGCGGGGAAGUUCACAAAGCUUGAGAAACAUUCCAUAAGAAACCACGACCAUCGAGCUGCUGCCUACACGGAGGCGACGCGCCGGAGAAUUCGCUGCUGACUACGGCAGCGCGGAGGCGACGCGCCGGAGGUGGAGCUGCUGCUGCUUCUGGUCGGCCGUACGUCAAGCCGCUGCGUCGGGUACCAAAUCGAGGGGGAAAAGAUAACAGUUAUCUUGUUUCAAAAGUACUGUGCUCUGGUAUUGAUUACAAAUGGAUACCAAAAUCGGUACUAUAAACAAGGUUCAUCUAGAGCGCAUGGUGCUUGAUCGAAGUGCAGAGCCAACAUACCUGCCGUUAUCACUUUUGGAAGACAUCACAGACUGUUUUUCCGAUGAUCAACAAAUUGGCAGCGGUGGAUUUUCCAUAGUUUAUAAGGGAAUGGUGGGGAAAAAGAUGGUCGCUGUGAAGAAACUAUCCCAAACGAUGCAUGAGAAUAAAUUCCACAGAGAAGUUGAAUGCAUUACGAAGGCCAAGCACAAAAACAUAGUGCGUUUCCUUGGAUACUGUUCUGACACGCAAGGGAGAAUUGAAGAUUACCAAGGAAAGUUUGUCAUGGCAGAUGUACGAAACUGGUUGCUAUGUUUUGAGUACGUACCGAAUGGAAGUCUCAUCGAGUAUAUUACCGAUCCAUCUCGUGGACUUGAAUGGAGAGAGCGAUACCAAAUAAUUAAGGGAAUCUGUGAGGGACUACUUCAUCUUCACGAGAAGCGUAUCCUCCACCUAGAUCUCAAGCCUAGUAAUGUAUUGAUUGAUAUUCACAUGGUACCCAAAAUUGCUGAUUUUGGCCUCUCAAGGUGCCUUGAUAAAGACCAAACCCGUGACUUCACUUCAAACAUAUGUGGAUCACUGGGAUACAUGGCACCCGAAUUCUUCAUAGGACAAGUCACUUUUGCAUCAGACAUAUACAGUCUUGGUAUUAUAAUUAUGGAGAUUCUGACAGGAGAGAAGGGGUAUCAGGAAGAACAGGAUGUAGUUGAGAAUUGGAUGAAUCGGUUGGAGGCAGCAGAUCAAAAGGAGACGCAGUUGGAGCAAGUAAGAGUAUGCACUACGAUAGGGAUAGAGUGCAUGGACCCUAACCCAAAGAAGAGACCGUUUGCACAUCAUAUAGUCAAUAAGCUUGAUAAAACGGCAAGUAUCGUCGAAACUGGCAUCACUAGUCCAUCUGUUGAGCAGCAGGUUAGAUCCCUAAAAGAACAACACAGUCAAAGGAAAAUUGUGGAUCUUUCACUUGAGUAUCUCCUAGAAGAACAACACAGUCAAAGGAAAAUUGUGGAUCUUUCAUUUGAGUAUCUCAUAAAAGAUAUGAACGGGCGCACUAAAACGGAAGAACUCAUGGAAUUUAUUGGGGCAUUUAAAGAUCAUUGGCGGCACGCGAAAGAACAUCGGUGGUCACUACGGGGAGUGCAUCGUACAAAGCAAAAUACCAGCCAACAACAAGGGGCAAGUAUUUCUAGCUCUAACUCUGUUGUGCUCAACAAGUUGAACAUCUUUAGUACAAAAGCACGCAGGAAUUAUGCCAGGAAUGGUGGGCCUAUGCUUGAGAAAAUAGAUAUGUUGAAACUUUUCAAGAAGGAGGAGCUUAAGCCAGCUAUUAAGGACAAGAACCGUAUUGGAAGAGAUGUCUUUGAAGAAGUUUACAUAGGCCUUGUUGAUAGAGUACCAGUCAUAGUAAAGAAGCAGAUUAGUGGUAUUGUGCUACAAAAUGGACAGUUUGCAAAGGAAGUCAUUAUCCAAUCUCAAGUCCUCCACAAGAACAUUGUUAGGCUCAUAGGUUGUUGCGUGGAAGUUGACAUCCCGAUGCUAGUAUAUGAGUAUCUCUCCAAUGACAGCCUCCAUGACAUUCUUCACAGCAAUUGCAAGGUACGUCUCAACUUGGGCGUGCGUUUAAAUAUUGCCACAGAAUCAGCACGUGGUCUAGCUUAUAUGCAUUCAAGGCACAAUAUCUUACAUGGUAAUAUUAAAUCAGAAAAUAUACUCUUGGAUGACCAUUUUGUGCCAAAGAUCUCAAAUUUUUGCAUAUCAAGAUUGACCGGGAGAGGCUACAAACACACCAGAAUAGCCAAGGGUGACGAUGCUUAUAUGGAUCCAGUAUACCUACAAACAGGCCUACUUAGCGAAUAUAGUGAUGUGUACAGUUUUGGAGUCGUUAUAUUGGAACUUCUUAGCAGGAAGAAGGCCACACACUCGGACAAUAAUAGCUUAGUAAGGAAUUUCCUUGAGAAUCACAAGCAGAGUAGGAAAUCAACCGAGCUAUUUGAUGAGAAAAUUGCAGUGGUGGAGAAUCUGGAGCUUCUUGACAAUCUGACACAACUUGUUGUGGAAUGUCUUAGCAAAAACUUGGAUCUAAGACCGAAAAUGAUAGAUGUUGCAAAGCGGCUCCACAUACUGAAUGAAUCUCGUGGCCAGUGGGUCUUAAGUUGACAAGUCGAUGCAUUUACUAGUUUAGUUUGAACUUUAAACGACAUAUAUGUAGCAUCGAAUAAGCUUCUGAUAGGUGCAAUUAGAGUGAUGUGUGAUGAUCGACGUGUAA
Molecule: messenger RNA, 2710 nt
Organism: Aegilops tauschii subsp. strangulata
Lineage: Eukaryota; Viridiplantae; Streptophyta; Magnoliopsida; Poales; Poaceae
Biological process (GO): protein phosphorylation
Molecular function (GO): protein kinase activity; ATP binding
Source: RefSeq, a predicted model, not a curated record